Molecule: messenger RNA, 2580 nt
Organism: Pungitius pungitius (ninespine stickleback)
Lineage: Eukaryota; Metazoa; Chordata; Actinopteri; Perciformes; Gasterosteidae
Gene: rbbp8
Product: retinoblastoma binding protein 8
Exons: 18
Coding region: 402-2414 (670 amino acids)
Biological process (GO): DNA double-strand break processing involved in repair via single-strand annealing; DNA repair
Molecular function (GO): damaged DNA binding
Source: RefSeq, a predicted model, not a curated record
UUUGGUCUAGGGUCAAGUCCGCAGACACCAGAACACACGACUACCGUCACGAGCCAAGGGAGCGCGUGCGAGGGUCCGUUUAGCUAAAGCUAGCCGAAGCUAAUAGCCACAACUCAACGCUAUCGUAACUUACGUUUGUAACACACAAGAGGUAGAAACAGCAGGCGUUUGACGUUGCGAUUGGCUGAAAUGAUGUCAAUGUAACACGCGAAACACUUCGUAACAGCGUAUCCGUAUUGGCAGGGCUGAACGGAUCUCUAUUCUAUCCCAGUCUAGUAUUUUACGUCAAGAAAACCGGAGUCGAGGCUCACUACGUCACUAAGAAGCACAGACGAGUGUUUCCCCGUGUAAAGGUGACGGGUCGCGGCUCAGGGCCUGAGCAGCUGGGCGGUGGCUGGAGGAUGAGCAGCGGGGACCCCCACCCAUCGGACCUCUUUGACAAGUUAUGGGGGCAGCUCCGAGAGAGCCAUCGGAAUGCGCUUCAAGAAGCCGAGGACAAAGUGAGCAAGUUGAAGACGGCCCGCUAUCUAGAUGCCGAGAGUCUUCAGGCGUUUCACUCUCGGACCCAGAAGCUCAAAGAGGAAAAUAAAACCCUGCAGGAUACCAUCACUGGCCUGGAAGAAAGGCUCUGUACCAGAGAGUGUGAUCGAUGUGCCGUUUUAGAGGAGAACCUGAAAAACAACCAGGAUCAGAAUUUGCGUCUCAUCGCCAAACUGAAGAACGAAAGGGAGAGCCUUGAGGACGAAAACAGACAGCUACACGCUGAACUGCAAAAAAUAAAGAUAUCUCGCUUAGAGCUCCAACAGGCCUCGACCUCGGAACAAGAAGACGGCAUCAUCCCAGACUCCCCGAUCCUGAUGAGCUCGCUGCCUGCUCCAAACAAACUGCGGAAACAAAAAGAUGUGGACAAAAGGAAGCACGUUCGAUAUGCAGAGAUGCCUCUACCGUGCAAGUCGCUCUUCAGUGCACUCGAUACGCAGCCUGUUGACGCUACAAAGAAUCCUGGAAGACCACAAGUGCUUGUACCUGACACCUGUGUAUUGGACUCAUCCCAAGUCUUAAACGACGUAAAUCCGAACCAGGAAGACGCGAUCGCAGAAACCUGCGCCCUCGAACUCGGUGACCAGCCUCACGCGGUAGGACGGGUUCGUACUGCUGUGAAGUCGAAAACUACUGCAGGCCAGCAAAGAGUUUUGCAAUCUUCCUGGAAGCACGGCUUUCGUUUAAAACCAUACCACUUAUCCCCUUCCCCUUCAGCGCUGUCUCGCAGCGCAGCCACAGCCACAGAAAAGUCCCCGUCGCUUCUCCAGAGCGUCAAAAGGUUCUCGGAGGAUGGUUCGAGUAACAAAGCAAAACGGAAGAAGGAGGAAAGUGAGCCAGAGGUGCAAGAGGAGGACAAACGGGGCAUCCAGGAAGGGGUGGACAAACCGAACGAAGGCAGAAAAAUACAACCACAACUGAUCAAACAAAGCUCCACACGUUUAGCCAGUCCCCUUAGGGAGGAGUGUCUGGUGAACGGCAAGGAUCCGUCUGCACAAAACCGGACUCUGAGCCAAAAGCCAAAUGUGUCCUGCAUCAGUCCUGUUUUCAAAAAGCCAGAUGUGAAAGCAAAAUCUAUCCUAGACUUUUUUACUGGAAGGAGGCCCACGUGGAGUAUUGACCCGGCGCUCGCCCUGUCCAUGUACGACAGCGAGUGGAGAGGCGACGAGCAAAAGGAAAAAGAAGAAGAAGAAGAAGAAGGUUGUGGUGGUGGUGAUGAUGAUGAUGAUGAAGAAGAGUGUCAUGGAGAAUUAUUAGAUUCCGAUCGCACUUGGGUCAGUCACAGCCUUCUCCCGUGUCGGGGAGAAGCAGCCCGGGACCAAAGGGACGGCGUGUCUGGACUCGGAGAGAAGGCCAACGACAGUUUGGAUAUGAUGUUUGACACAACGGCUCACGGGGAGUACCAGUCCUGCAACAAUUCCCACUUGGACCACAGCCAGCCUGGAGACGGUGACGACGACGAUGAUGAUGAUGAUGAUGGAGAAGAGGACAAUGAUCAACAUGCUCAAGAAAAAACUAUGAACAAAGAUUUCGGGCACAAAGCAGGACGGCCAGCGUUUGCACACAUGGCCGUGGUUCGCAAGAAAGACGAGAGAAGAAAACUGAAGGGCGCCACCUGCAAGGAAUGUGAACUUUACUACGCCCAUCUGACGGAGGAGGAAAGGCAGGUGAAGCUUUCUGCAUGCUCGAGGCACCGGUUUCUAUACGUUCCUCCGAGUACUCCAGAAAACUUCUGGGAAGUUGGAUUCCCCUCAACUCAGACCUGCAUUGAAAGAGGUUAUAUCAAAGAAGAGAAGAAACCUCAGGCACGUUCUAGGAGAAGACAACCAUUCAAUGCUUUAUUCUCUCAAAAGCAAAAACAGCAGCAAAGCUAAAAACGGGUUAAAUGGGGACAUUUCCGCUCUGAGGCGCAGCUUGUUACUGUGUUAGAACUGCAGCAGGUGUACAAUGAAUCUCUGUUGACCCCUAGCUUCAGUUUGAAGUAUACAAUGCUGAUGUUCUCUGUUUGACAGGUGUGUGUGUUAGGUAAGAUGUUUGUGU